Messenger RNA from Anthonomus grandis grandis, 819 nucleotides. RefSeq lists its product as uncharacterized. The coding region runs from base 9 to 737 and encodes 242 amino acids. The record is from RefSeq and is a predicted model, not a curated record. NCBI's taxonomy places the organism in Eukaryota, Metazoa, Arthropoda, Insecta, Coleoptera, Curculionidae. The transcript is spliced from 4 exons.
UGUAGGUUAUGUUUGAGUCAGAUUAUUUAUUUUUAAAAAUUAAAACCGUUAUAAUUUUAAAAGUUAAAAAUCAGUUACUAUUAAGUUUGUUGAACAAAAGAGUCAUUAUCAAUAAACUGCUUAGACAUUGCAGUGCCACAAUGUCAGCAAACGAAGCAACUGAAUACUAUAAGGUUGUUAAAGGCAUAAUUGAUAAUAAUAAAGAAAAUUCUGACAAUGGAAGAAGGGGUAUGAGGAACUACUUGUCUCAAGAAGUCGUAAGAUUAGAUGCGACACUCACCUUUGAGACUGAUACAAUAAAUCAUUCAUGCGAGUUUCUAAAUAAGGCAUCUGGUCCUGCAAUAAAAGAGAGAUCACAUUCAACAAUUUUUGUAGGAAAAGACAGUGCUGCAUUAUUGGUUUCACUAAAGAACCUUGCAGAUUCAAUGCUUGGCACCAGUUGUCAUAUCAGUGAUAUGGUUGAACUGAGUGAAAGUGUACCACACAUUCAAAAAAAUUCCUAUUUAUUAGAAGACCACAAGAAAAGUUUAACGGAUUUUAGGCAAAAAAUAGAAAUAAUCAUGCAAGGUUUUAGAAAGUUGCAAUUGCCCGAGAAUGAAACUGAACCUUUGUUAGCAGUUAUUGAACAUACCCAACAAACUGUUAAUUUAAGCAGUGCUUCAGAAAUAUCCAGUUUUUCAGACAAAGAUAUUAUAACAUCUUCCCCAAUAAGUAGGAACAAACAAGCUAUAUUUUAAUAAUAUUUCCAGGAGAUUUAAACUUUGCUUUUUGUACAUACAUAUUUUUGAAAUAUAAUUAUUUUAAAUUUUUAAACUUAAA